AUGUCUUCCAACACCAUCACCCCCGAAACCACCAUCGUCCUCGUCACCGGCGCCAACCAAGGCAUCGGCCUCGAGGUUGUCAAGAAGCUUACGGCUGAGCAUCCAGACUACCACGUCAUUCUCUCCGGCCGCCGCCCAGACGCCGUGCAAGAGGCCGCCUCCUCCUUCCAGGCCCAAGGCCUCCGUGUCUCCCCCCUCGUCCUCGACAUCACCUCAGACGAGAGCAUCGCUGCUGCAGCCAAGUCCAUCCAAGACACCUACGGCCGUCUUGAUGUUCUCAUCAACAACAGCGCCAUUUCGGGCCUCAGCUUGAACGUUUCUCCCCGCGCUCGCAUGCAGACCGUCUUCGACACCAACGUCAUCGGCACUAGUCUCGUCACAGACGCCCUGCUCCCGCUCCUCGAGCGCUCGAACAAGACGCGCCGCAUCGUCUUUGUCACCUCCGCCCUCGGCAGCCUGGCCCAAAAGGCUGACCCGGCGUCUGGCCUUCACAAGCCUGACUAUGGCGUCUACACGUACAGCAAGUCGGCCUUGAACAUGAUGGCCCUUCACUACGCCAUCAGAUAUGAAGACGAUCCGCAGUGGAAGAUCAACAUUGUCUGCCCGGGACACCACUGCGGGACCACACUGAAUGGAUUCCGGGGAGCUGAGGACCCCAGCCUUGGAGCUGUCAGCAUUUGCCAAGCUGCCACUCUUGGAGCGGAUGGCAAGACGGGCACAUUUACGGAUGACAAGGGCACCAUUCCUUGGUAG
Molecule: messenger RNA, 753 nt
Organism: Fusarium falciforme
Lineage: Eukaryota; Fungi; Ascomycota; Sordariomycetes; Hypocreales; Nectriaceae
Exons: 1
Coding region: 1-753 (250 amino acids)
Source: RefSeq, a predicted model, not a curated record